Molecule: messenger RNA, 1474 nt
Organism: Culex quinquefasciatus (southern house mosquito)
Lineage: Eukaryota; Metazoa; Arthropoda; Insecta; Diptera; Culicidae
Product: protein THEM6
Exons: 6
Coding region: 623-1327 (234 amino acids)
Source: RefSeq, a predicted model, not a curated record
CACUUGAUAAAUCAAUCAAACGCCAUAACUUCAAUAACAGGUGUUACUCAUUUGAAAACUGAACAGCAUCGGAUGUAUUAGAGCUUCGUUCUGCCGCAAAAGCCUGACAGCGUUAUGCUAAACCAGUAAAAAAAUUAAAAAAACGAUACAUCCCGAUGGAGGACCAAUUCCUGCGCAUGCGGUUUGAGUGCCAAAACAAUCAGCACAUAUUUUGGGAGUAAAGUAGUGUUAAGGAAGUUGUCACUUUGAGAGAAAUCGAGCGUUUUUUGUUGUUGCAGAAGUUAAGAUAAUUCAGAUGGCAACAGGCAUCUUAUAUGUGAAACAAAAAUCCAAUAAAGUCAGCGCAUUACAAAGAUUUCCUCAAAAGUAGCGGAAAGCCAAGGCCAAGAGUAGAGUGACUUUGGUGCAAAUCAGCUGAUUUCAUUUCACGGUGCUGCCUUGAAAUCGAUUUUUCAAUGUUGCAAAAGGAACAAAUCAAAGUGGCUAGAUGGAAAUUUUGGAUGUAGAUAAUCCUGGAUUGAUUGAAGCCCGGUCAAACUGUUACUUAACAAAAGUCACCGCAACGUAAUCGUUGGCCGGAACUACUGGUGGAAAAUCGAUACAAACACCUAGUGGUUUGAAAAUGUGGUGCACUGUGAUAGGAAUUGUACUCGGGGUGAUUGUGGCCCUGUACGCGCUAUUUGAGUUGCACUACUUCCUGCGGAUGUGCCUUUGUGUAAUUGCAGCGCGGUACAUCAAGAAACGAAUGCACAUCCUGGAAACUGCUACGGUUUGUGGUUUAUGCCUUACAAAUGACGUCGACACGUUAUUAUACCACAUGAAUAAUGCUCGUUACCUGCGCGAGGUAGACUUUGCUCGGGUUGACUUUUACGAAAGGACACUUCUCUGGCGGACAAUCCUCAGCAAGGGCGGAUCGGUGGUUCAGGGAGCAACAACCAUUCGCUAUCGAAGAUUUAUUCGUCCAUUUACUCGUUUUACUAUCAGUUCUAGGAUCGUAUACUGGGACAAUCAGUCAAUUUUCAUGGAGCACCGAUUCAUCGGUCGUACGGAUGGCUUUAUCCACUGUAUCGCGUUGUGCCGACAACGGGUCAUUCAGUGUUCCGUAGAGGACGUCAUGGCGACGCUGCUGAAGCCCAUCGAGACCGCGACUAGUUCGACCGAGUGUCUGGAAAAGCUCGAGAAUGGCAUCGAAAGUGGUGGAAAUGUUACGACUGUGACCACUUGCGUCGAAUAUGCUGCAAAAUUGAAACCGGAAAUACCCCCGGAAGUGGCCAAGUGGCUUGAAUGGAACGACAUUUCUAGUGCUUGCUUACGCAGUGGAUGUUGAUCAGAUUUUAUUGACUCACAGGAUUUGAACUGUGUGCUAUCCUGCUUUUUACCACAACAAAACGAGACAAAGAUGAACACAGCUUUUCUUAGACUUUCUUAUUGUUGAUUCUGUUGGAAUAAAACCAUCAAAUUUUAAAUUAUGUUU